Fusarium verticillioides 7600 is the source of this 1101-nucleotide messenger RNA. RefSeq lists its product as hypothetical. Gene Ontology annotation, molecular function: structural constituent of ribosome. The coding region runs from base 1 to 771 and encodes 256 amino acids. The transcript has 2 exons. Lineage: Eukaryota; Fungi; Ascomycota; Sordariomycetes; Hypocreales; Nectriaceae. Gene Ontology annotation, biological process: mitochondrial translational initiation; translation. The record is from RefSeq and is a predicted model, not a curated record. Gene Ontology annotation, cellular component: mitochondrial small ribosomal subunit; ribosome.
AUGUUUCAAUGUGGGGCCGAUCUUCGGUCCACAAUCCCGCCUUCUUUCGCACCUACAUUUAUCCGAAUAUCGCGACUUUUCUGCAUCGCCUGUUCUGGGACAGCUAUUGACGACGGCCAUUGGCGGUUUAGCUAUAUCGACAAGAUGGCCGCCUCGCUCAGAAUUGGCAGCUCGAUGCUGUCGAGGGUAGCUACACCUUCAACAUGCCUCGCCAAGAGGACAUUCACAACCUCACUCGCCUUCCGAGCAGGUCCCAAGAUUCCCACCGGUGACGAGGCACCUCCAGCUGUUGCUCCUCUAGCUCGAUCGAACCCUCUCAUUGGCAGUCUUCCUCCUUCACCACCUCCCGCCGGCUCUGUCGCCGAAUCAUCCACCGAAUCAAAGCCCAAGCACGCCUACGAUGCUUCGAAACCCUUCAGUUUGGACAUUGCAUCCAUCAUUGCCAACAAAUCCAGCGCAUAUGGCGCUGAAAUUGACUCAGACCCAAUUGCUCGACCUCAAAUCCGCGCUAAGCCCGUCACUGGCCGUACGGUCUUCAUCAAGGACCGAGUAACCAAGACAACUGGUCCCACACCCAUGGUAGCUCUUCGAGUUCUCAACAGAAUCAUCCGAGAGGACCAGGUCAAGAACAAAUUCCACAGCCAAAAGUUCCACGAGCGAAAGGGUCUCAAGAAGAAGAGACUAAGGAGUCAGCGAUGGCGAUCACGAUUCAAGCAUGGUUUCAAGGCGACUGUCAGCAGAGUUAUGGAGCUCAAGAAGCAGGGCUGGUAGAGUGUAAAAGCACGGUGUACAUUAUAUGAGAGCAUGUAAACUAUGAUUAAGGAAAAUUCAUUAUCGUGACUACAUAUAUUCGUCAUCAUCCCAAUCCUUGGUCGGACUUGGCAGAGGGCUGGCCUUGAUCUUGGGUCGUGAUCUGAAGACUGCCUCCAUAUCCUCUUGAGCCAUGAGUUCAUCAGUGAUGAUGGUCAUGUCUUCCUCUUCCACCUUGGGAAAGUAACUUCCCUCCUUCUUAGGGGGCGCCUUGGUCUUCCGCAGGGAGCGUCGCCUGUCCAACUGGGCCUUUUGUCUCGCCUUAUCGAAACCAGCCAUGCUCUUCCGGGU